AACUUGGAGGGUGGCGAACUACAUAACCCCACCCCCACCCCGCCUCCGCCAGGGGCUCGCGUCUUUGCUGGGUUCAACCCCAGACGCUCAGGACUGGUGGAGGCGGGCUUAUGCGCGCGGAAGCACGAGGAUUGGGUCUGGUGUCGUGGGCGGGGUCGCGCAUGCUCAUUUGGGCAGUGGGCCUGGAGCACUUCAAGAUGUCGACCACGACGGUUCCGGAGCUGAAACAGAUCAGUCGGGAAGAAGCAAUGCGCUUGGGGCCCGGCUGGAGUCAUUCAUGCCACGCUAUGCUGUACGCCGCCAACCCCGGGCAGCUUUUCGGACGUAUCCCUAUGCGUUUCUCAGUGCUGAUGCAGAUGCGCUUCGACGGGCUGCUAGGCUUUCCCGGGGGUUUCGUGGACCGGCGCUUCUGGUCGCUGGAGGAUGGCUUGAACCGGGUGCUGGGCCUGGGCCUGGGCGGCCUACGGCUUACCGAAGCUGAUUACCUGAGUUCACACCUGACUGAGGGGCCACACCGUGUGGUGGCACACCUGUACGCACGGCAGCUGACAUUGGAACAGCUGCAUGCUGUGGAGAUCAGCGCUGUGCACUCACGGGACCACGGUCUGGAGGUCCUGGGCCUUGUACGUGUCCCACUGUACACACAGAAGGAUCGAGUAGGAGGCUUUCCUAACUUUCUGAGCAACGCCUUUGUCAGCACUGCCAAAUAUCAACUUCUAUUUGCCCUUAAGGUACUCAACAUGAUGCCCUCGGAAAAGCUGGCUGAGGCCUUAGCCUCGGCAACAGAGAAGCAGAAGAAGGCCCUAGAAAAGCUACUCCCACCCUCAUCCUGAGGUGCUUCCUGCGCAGGUCCCUGCCCUCCCUUGGCUGUCUUUGCCCACAGGCCCUGGAAUUCCCAAGACGCGUGCCUUCUAGUGUGUUUGGUUUUGCAUCCCUUCUGACUGCAAGGGACAUGCAGGCAGCUGUUCAUCAUUACUGUCCCAAGCAGUCCCUGGGACCUAGCUACCCUCUCAGGUUGGUCAGUGGGGGUGGGCCUGGGCCUAGCUUUUCAAGCUGAAGAUGUUCUCCCCCAUCCCAGGGCUCAGACUGUCCUGUGUGAGUCUGUUCAUGACUGGUGGAGUCCCAGCUACAGCCCCUUCUUCCAAGACAACCACUUGGUUGGAACACAGAUCCUGGACUGGCCAUGGGCUUUGUCCAACAGAGAUGACCCAUGUUAGAUCAGUCCUUCCUUCCCUUAGCCCAGAACCUGAUCCAGCUUGGGGUAGGAUGGUCAUUUGGGUGGUUGUUGGAUUUCUCCGUUAGAUUUUUUUCUUGGUGUAUGAACUGUGGUUUGGUUUCAGAAUGGCUGUGCCCCACAUGAUUUUGUUUUCCCCAUGGGGGCUUUGGCUCAGCUCUGUGAAACUGAGGAAGGAAGAAGUCAAUAAAAAAGCCAUUCCUCUGAUGCUCACGUUGCU
Molecule: messenger RNA, 1454 nt
Organism: Mus pahari (shrew mouse)
Lineage: Eukaryota; Metazoa; Chordata; Mammalia; Rodentia; Muridae
Gene: Nudt16l1
Product: nudix hydrolase 16 like 1
Exons: 3
Coding region: 111-833 (240 amino acids)
Cellular component (GO): nucleus
Molecular function (GO): snoRNA binding
Source: RefSeq, a predicted model, not a curated record